CCAUUAAGAACGGCACGACUUCAGUGUUUUUCACACAAGAUCAUGCCAAGAUCUCAUCAUCACGUCAUCUCGUCUUCAGUUUUUCACUUCACAACUUCUUCUUAAUUUUUCUUUUGUCUCUCACAAACACAAUUCUCAUCUCAUUGUAUUCGAUACAAACACCAAAACAUAUAUCUAUAGAUACCCUCAAUCACAAAAAGUAGUAACUCGAUUUCGAUCACAAACUCCCCAUAUGUAUCUUUGUUAACCCUAACAAAUUUUUGAUUUCAUUCUAGAUCCCGGCCUUACAUUCUCUAUAUCAGAUUAUAUAUAAAAAAUAAUAUAAGAUGAGGGGCAGAGGUGAAAAAGAUGAACUUGGUUUUAAAGAUUCAUCAUCAGCAAUUGGAUUCUUAUUGAAAGUAUUAUUUUUAUUAAUACUAUUUGUCAUGGGAGUUAUAAUUGGUUUGACAUCAAGUUCACAUAUUGAUAGAUAUUUUACUUCACAACCCCAAAACUUUUAUAUAGAUUAUGUAUCUAAUACUCCUGCUGCUGCCCCUGCACCUACUACCAUUGCUACAAGAAAGAAUAAUACUUAUAGUUCUAGUACUUGUGAAGAUUGUUUGAAUAUGGAGAGUUUUAAAAUGCCUAAGAAUUUGACUCAUCGAAUGACGGAUAACGAGCUCUUUUGGAGAGCUUCGUUAGUUCCUGACAAACCCGAAUACCCAUUUGAGAGAGUGCCUAAGGUUGCUUUUAUGUUCCUCACAAGAGGCCCUCUUCCGUUUUUGUUGUUGUGGGAGAAGUUUUUUAAAGGGAUGGAUGUGAGCAAGUAUUCGAUUUAUGUGCAUACUAAUCCUGGGGUUUAUUUGAAUGUUACCAAUUCUUCGGUUUUUUACAAUCGUCAGAUUCCUAGCCAGGAUGUGAGAUGGGGAUCUGUUAAACUCGUUGAUGCUGAGAGGAGACUUUUAGGCAACGCCUUGCUUGACUUCUCUAAUGAACGAUUUGUUCUUCUAUCAGAAAGUUGUAUCCCGAUAUACAACUUCCCGACUAUUUAUGAUUAUCUCAUUGGUUCAUCCUACAGUUUUCUCGACUCCUAUGACGAUCCGUCUCGUUAUGGAAGGGGGCGUUACAGUCGACGCAUGAAACCUGAUAUCAAACUCCGUGAUUGGAGGAAAGGGUCUCAGUGGUUCGAGAUUCAUCGCACUCUUGCCAUCAAAGUAGUGUCAGAUACAAGGUACUAUACUCUCUUCAAAUGGUAUUGCUUGCCUUCCUGCUACCCAGAUGAACAUUAUCUGCCAACAUUUGUAAACAUGUUUUAUGGCAGUCUCAAUGCUAAUCGGACAGUAACAUAUGUUGAUUGGUCAUUGGGAGGCCCACAUCCGGCAAUGUUUCAGGCCGAGCAUGUUACAGAGCAUUUAAUACAAUCUAUUAGGAAUAAUGGAACAAGCUGUUCCUAUAACAAAGAUUCAACUUCGAUUUGCUUCUUGUUUGCUCGGAAGUUUCACAAAAGUGCACUUGACCCUUUACUCGGCCUUUCAUCGACCCUGCUUGGAUUUUGAAGGUUUUGGUGCUUUCUUUUUAUCGGUUUUCUUUUUUGGAUGGGAAGCUUUAACGAUAUGCAUUCCCAAUAUGUUGUAGAUUUUGUUCAUUUUUCUUUAGCAACAGUAUACUUGUAAUUUGCUAGUACUUAUGGGCUUUGAUCGGUCAAAAGAAAUUAUACUCGAAUAUUGCAUUUGUAAACAUUUCAAAGAAUAAACAUAAUAAUUUAAUAAA
This is a messenger RNA of Erigeron canadensis, 1749 nucleotides long. Its product is annotated as glycosyltransferase BC10-like. Bases 327 to 1535 code for a protein of 402 amino acids. Gene Ontology annotation, cellular component: membrane. The record is from RefSeq and is a predicted model, not a curated record. Gene Ontology annotation, molecular function: glycosyltransferase activity. The transcript has 3 exons. Lineage: Eukaryota; Viridiplantae; Streptophyta; Magnoliopsida; Asterales; Asteraceae.